CAUCAAACCCUGACACACCUUACAACUCCAGUGUUGACUGGGAGAGGAUUGUCCAUACACCCAGUUAUUCUCUGAUAAGAAAGACACAUCUUCAUCUAAAGAACUGUAGCCAUGGUGUCAACUGAUCAUCUGAUGACAUAUUUAUUAGAGGUAAUCCUGUCACACCUGGCCUUAACCUGUGCCUUACUUCUGGCCACUCUCGCUGUCAUCCGAUGGUACAUCAGAGAUUCCUACAAGGUUGAUGGCUUCACCCAGAAGCAUGUGUUCAUCACAGGCUGUGACAGCGGCUUUGGGAAUCUGCUGGCCAAGCAGCUGGAUGGAAAAGGCUUCCACGUCAUAGCUGCAUGUCUCACAGAGAAAGGUGCAGCAGAUUUGGCAGCAGCAGCCUCCCCCAGACUGAAGACUCUCCUGCUGGAUGUUACAGACAGCGGGAGCAUCAGGAGGGCGGUGGAGUUUGUGAGCAAAGAGGUCGGAGAUGCAGGUCUGUGGGGUCUGGUGAACAACGCCGGCAGGUUGAUACCUUUCGGUCGAAUAGAAUGGAUGCAGUUGGAAGAUUUCACGAAGGUUUUGGAUGUGAAUCUGAUAGGUCUUAUUGAUGUGACGCUCCAGUUUCUGCCCCUGCUGAAAAAGAGCCAGGGCAGGGUGGUUAAUGUGGCCAGUAUUCUGGGCAGAGUGGCUCUCACUGGUGGAGGAUACUGCCCGUCCAAAUUUGGAGUGGAGGCCUUCUCAGACAGCCUCAGGAGGGACAUGCGGCGCUUUGGCAUCAAAGUGAGCAUUAUCGAGCCUGGUUUCUUCAAGACAGAUAUCUCCAGGCCGGAUGCUGUUCAAGCUGACCUGAGGAGACUGUGGACCCGCCUCCCUCAAGAUGCCAAAGACUCCUAUGGAGACGCAUUCUUUGAUGACUAUGUGAAUGCCAAGGGCCUCUCCAUGGGCGUGAGCAAUUCAGAUCUCUCCAAGGUGACCAGAUGUAUGGAGCACGCACUGACAGCUCGCUUCCCACGCACACGUUAUAGUGCGGGCUUUGAUGCCAAGUUUAUUUGGAUUCCUCUGUCCUACUUCCCUUCAUUUGUGACAGACUUUAUUGUCGUUGGGCGUCUUCGUUUUAAAUAAAAUGUAUGUAAAAGAAAUGUAUGAAGUUUAAGAAAAGUCUCAGAAUAUGUUACAAAAUAGGAGAUUUAUACGUUCAUUUUUCAGCCGCAGCAAUUGAAUCCAUAUGAGCAUGUUUUGCAUGAUCACAGAUACAAUUUUCAUUUGUCAUUAGUUCAAGUAUUGCUCCACACAAGUUUAGCCAUUGUAUCAAUAUCAUUUCAAUCAAUAGAGACACAUGGAUGAAGUAAAAAUAAUUACAGAUAUGGGAUGAUUAAGGUUUGACAGAGAGACUUUAGCACUUAGACUCUUCAGGGAGAUUUUGUAAUCAAGGGGCUUCUUCCCUGAGCAGCAGCAAGAUAAAUCCCCCAAUGUUCCGUUACGCUAUUUUUAAAAUGUCUUGAAAUAGGCUGGACUACUCCCACGAUUUCCGGUGAUACCGAUCCAUUCCAUCCAAGUAUCCAUAACAAGUCAUGCACAAAAAUGGACAAAAUAAAUGCAGAGUCCAAUCAGAA
Epinephelus moara (kelp grouper) is the source of this 1601-nucleotide messenger RNA. Its product is annotated as retinol dehydrogenase 7-like. The transcript is spliced from 6 exons. NCBI's taxonomy places the organism in Eukaryota, Metazoa, Chordata, Actinopteri, Perciformes, Serranidae. The coding region runs from base 112 to 1110 and encodes 332 amino acids. The record is from RefSeq and is a predicted model, not a curated record.